Octopus bimaculoides (California two-spot octopus) is the source of this 2823-nucleotide messenger RNA. Its product is annotated as dnaJ homolog subfamily C member 3. Lineage: Eukaryota; Metazoa; Mollusca; Cephalopoda; Octopoda; Octopodidae. Gene Ontology annotation, biological process: protein folding in endoplasmic reticulum. Gene Ontology annotation, molecular function: misfolded protein binding; protein-folding chaperone binding. The record is from RefSeq and is a predicted model, not a curated record. Gene Ontology annotation, cellular component: endoplasmic reticulum.
ACCCGGAAGUAUAUGUUGGCCAAUGGCAGAAAAACACGAAUAGACAGAACGAAUAUAUUGGCAACGUUGAGGGGUUUGUUAGUUUAAUAGAGAAAUAUGUUAGGCUCCAGUGAUAUACCACCUCUUGUUGCUCUGCUGUUUUCGAUCACACUGAAACUGUCGGGUGCUGUAGGUGACAAUGUGGAAGAACAUCUAGAAAUGGGUAAAACCCUUCUGGCACAGGGGAAACUAACUGAUGCCUUAUCACACUAUCAUGCUGCAGUAGAGGGUGACCCAUCCAACUAUUUAACUUAUUACAAAAGAGCUACAGUGUUCUUAGCAUUGGGUAAAUCUCGGUCUGCUCAACCAGACUUGGAUAGAGUUUUGGAACUGAAACCAAAUUUUAAUGCUGCUCGUAUGCAGCGAGGUAAUGUCCUACUAAAACAGGGACAGUUAGAUGAAGCAAAGGCUGACUAUACGACUGUGUUGAAAUUUGACCCCAAUCACAGUCAAGCCCAGAAACAAUUAUACUUGAUUGAUCCCCUAAAAGCAGAGAUAUCUGAAGCAAAAGCCAGAUACAAGAGCGGUGACCAUCAGGCAGCCAUAGAUCACUUAACAAAAGCCAUUGAGAUUUGUCCAUGGAGCCCAGAACUGAAGGAGAUUCGAUCUGAAUGCUACAUUGCUCUAGGCGAUUUGUUAAAAGCAAUCCACGACAUCCGUCCAACUACGAAAUUACGCAAUGAUAAUACAGCUGCCUUUUUGAAACUCAGUCUUUUACAUUAUCAAUUGGGAGAAGCAGAUGACUCUCUCAGCGCUCGACUGGUGGAAAAGAUUCUGAAAAUGAACAAAGAAACAGGCAUGAUAAAAGGGUGCCUCAACAGCUCAAACUCGCAAUCUUAUGAAGAAUGUAUCCAAAAAGCUAAUCAAAUUCUCGAAAUGGAGAAUAAAAAUCAACAAUUUAUUCUAAAGGGCAAGUCCUUCCUUUGUCAUUGUAAUUCUAAAGCUGGCUUUGAAAAAGAGGCAAUCAAGAAGUGUAGUGAAGUUCUCACAAUAGACUCUAACAAUGUGGAUGCUUAUUGCGACCGAGCUGAAGCUUAUAUUAAAGCCACCCAGUACAACGAUGCGGUUAACGAUUACCAACAAGCACAGAAUAUCGACUCAGAAUCACAUAGAGUCCAAGAAGGUCUGGAGAAAGCUAAAAAAAUUCUUAAGCAAUCAAAAAGAAGAGACUAUUAUAAAAUCCUUGGUGUACGGAGGAAUGCAGACAAACGUACAAUACUAAGGGCAUACAGAAAGCUGGCUGUGAAAUGGCACCCUGAUAAAUAUGAUAAUGAAGAGGACAAAAAGAAUGCACAGAAACACUUCAUUGAUAUUGCUGCUGCCAAAGAGGUUUUGACCAAUCCUGAGAAGCGUCAAAAGUUUGAUCACGGUGAAGAUCCAUUGGAUCCGGAAAAUCAGAACGAACAUGGAGGUGGACCUUUCUGGCAUCAGGGUUUCAAUCCCUUUGAAAGUGGAGGAGGUUUUCAGUUCAAAUUCCACUUCAACUGAAAACAACAACAAAAAAAAAAGGAGAAAAAAAACUAACAAAACACAACAAAAAAAAACACCUUCCCAUAAAAGAAAGAGAAAUGACUUUUCUCUUCCUCUUCUUUCUCCCCCCAAUUUUUUUAAAGAUUUUUUUUUUACAUACAUUUUUUUGUACUGCUACACCUUUGCCUACCCUAAACUCACUCUUUCCACACAUACUCGCACACUUUGACCUCUGAUACUAUUCCACAUUUACCAUCCUACCAUUCUCUCUCUCUCUCUCUCUAACUAUCUACCUAACGUGUGGAUAGUAGUAGGAGGGUGAGAUAAGUGAUAGUGGUGGUGGUCGUGUUGAUGGACAUGUAGAGGACGAAGGUGGUUGUGGUGGUGGUUGUGGUGGUGGGUGGAGUUUGAUUGGUCAAGGUGAUGGACUUUGUGAUACAGUGUGAUGUGAUGUGGUGGAGGUGGCAUUCUGGAGCAGUGGUGGUGGUGGUGAGGUUCUGUGGUAUGUCCACGCCCAUCCCACCACACACAUACACAUGCCCAUACAGAUGCACACUCUCACAUGCAUACACACAUACAAAAAGAGGACAUCUUGAUAAACUGUUGGUUGUAAAUAAAAUAUAAUAAUAAUAAGAAACUGUGUAUUGGUGGUGAUGAAGAUAGUUAGGGUGGUGGUUGGCAGGGGUGAUGGUGAUGGUGAUGAUGGUUAGGGUGGGGAUAGGAGUGGUGGUGGUGGGGUUUACAUUGAUAAUGAUGAGAUGUUUCAUCAUAUAUUUCAAAGUGAAUAUUUUAAUAGAAGUAAAUAUUCUGUUUUGUGUUUGUAAUUGUGUGUGUUGCAUUUUUGUGUGCGCUUGUGUUUCUGAUUUUGGUGUACCUGUGUGUGUGUGUGUGUGUGUGUGUGUGUGCGUGAUGCUGUAUACAAGUUUGUGAGAAGCACCAACACAUACUGAGUUUGUGAUUCUGUGUAUGUAUAUCUGUGCAUACAUAGUUGUAUUAGUGUAUCUGUGUAUGUGUCAGUUGUUUUCUAUAUCCCUUUUUCUCUCUUUCACAUAACCCCCUACACACACACACUGUAUUUGUGGCCCUACACUCACCACCCUCCUUAUUGAUCUCUAUUACCAUCAUCAUCAGGGAUGCAUAAUCUAGUAGAAACUGCAGCCUGUUACCCUCAUAUCACACUCUACUGUUUUAGAAAAAUAAAAAGAAUGUAACCGUGAAUACUCCUGAAUAGACAGGAUGAUCACAGCUGGAAUGUCUUAUGAUAAAAGAUCUGCCCAAUCUGGGCUGAACAACAUCAUCACAAACCUUUCAAAA